Messenger RNA from Acanthosepion pharaonis, 939 nucleotides. The record is from the annotation of a GenBank genome assembly. Lineage: Eukaryota; Metazoa; Mollusca; Cephalopoda; Sepiida; Sepiidae.
AUGUAUUUCUCUUGGUUCACUCUCUCUCUCUACCCCUCUUUCUCUCUCUUUGUCUCUUUGUAUUUCUCUCAGUCAAACUUUCAUUCUCUUUAUCUUCACUCUCUAUAUACAGCUCUCUCUCUCUCUCUCUCUCUCUCUCUCUCUCUCUCAAACUCGGUUCAUAUUCUCUUUCUAUCUAACGUUGCCUUGGUCAUAUCACUGUCUCUUUCUUUGUCAAUGGUUCUAGCUCUUCCUUCUUUCAUCAUCUCUUUCUCUCACACCCACACGCACUCCCCCCCCCGUGUGCUUGUGUGUAUAUCUACUUUUUCAUCUCUCGGUCCAAUUUUCCCUCUCUCUUGCCAUUUUCUCUCUGUCAUUCUCUUUCUCAAUCGCUCUAUUCAUCUUCACUCUCUCUUUCUCGGUAACUUUUCUCUCGCCGUCUCUUGUUCUUUUGAUGUAUACUCUAAUUUCUCUCUUCUUCCCUCUGUGUAUUUGUGUGUAUAUCUAUUAUGUCUCGGUUCAAAUUUCAAUGCUUUCUUUAUUACCUCUCUCUCUCUCUCUCACUCUCUCUCUCUCUUUCUCUCUCUCUCUAUCUCUCUCCCGUUACAUCCCUCACUCUUUUUCGGUCUCUUGGUCAAUAUUUUACUCUCUCUUUCUCAGAUCUGUCAAUCUUCUCUCAAUCUCACUGCUCAUUUAGUUUAUAUUCUACUCUAUCUUCCUCUGGCUCUAUUCUGUCUUUGUCAUUUUCUCUCUCUCUCUCUCUCUAUCUAUCUAUCUAUCUGUAUAUCGUUUUUCCCUUAUUAUUUCACGUUCCAACUUCCUUUCAAUCUAUUUAUCUAUUUAAUCUUUCUCUCUCUUUCUCUCUCAGUCAUAACUUUCUUGCUUUACUGUAUCUAUUCUCCAUUCUCUCUAACUCUCUCUCUCCUCUUCUUUUGCUCUUUGUCUAUAUUUUUUUACUGA